Molecule: messenger RNA, 784 nt
Organism: Triplophysa dalaica
Lineage: Eukaryota; Metazoa; Chordata; Actinopteri; Cypriniformes; Nemacheilidae
Product: E3 ubiquitin/ISG15 ligase TRIM25-like
Exons: 5
Coding region: 83-784 (233 amino acids)
Molecular function (GO): zinc ion binding
Source: RefSeq, a predicted model, not a curated record
GAAGAAUUCACUUCUUUGAAAAGAACAAAGACAUUUAUACAGAUUUGGAACAACUCGCGGUGUAAACUCAGACCUAAUCACCAUGGCUACAGCUAUAGAUGUCUUUCGACACCUUCGGUGUCCCAUCUGUAAGAACCUGUUUGUAGAUCCAGUCACCACAGGCUGUGGACACAGCUUUUGCCAGCGCUGUCUAGACCAGCACAUAAGAAUGAGUAAUCAACAAUGCCUCAUCUGUCAGGAGACUGUGUACACCCAACGCAGCGUGAACACUGCUCUCAAAACUAUUCUGCAAGAGUUUCUCCAGGUGCAGAUGGCCGACCUGAGUCUCUGCACGGGAGGAAGAGGUGAGAUCCCCUGCGACAUCUGUGAGGAAAGCCUGCCUUUAAGAGCUGUGAAGUCCUGCUUGACCUGUUUGCACUCGUACUGUGAGCGGCAUCUGAAGCGCCAUCAGUCUUUGAGUAGGCACAGGGGUCAUAAACUGGUGAGUCCGGUGGAGAGACUGGAUGAGAAAGCGUGUCGUUUCCACGGCAGACCUCUGGAGCUCUACUGCAAACGGGACAAGCGCUUGAUCUGCACCUUAUGUGUGAAGACUGGGGAAGAUGUUGUAUCUAUCGAGACGGAGAGAGCGAGGAGAGAGGCUGAACAGCAAAAUGCUAUUAAAGAAUUGGAAAGUAUGACAAACCAGAGUGAGAACAAACUUGAGGAUCUUCAAAACACUGUCACAAAAUACCAGGAAAGUUCAGAUAGACAGAGAGCAGAGGGAAAUAAAGGAGGUGUUUGCUGA